Molecule: messenger RNA, 2974 nt
Organism: Pyrus x bretschneideri (Chinese white pear)
Lineage: Eukaryota; Viridiplantae; Streptophyta; Magnoliopsida; Rosales; Rosaceae
Product: coiled-coil domain-containing protein 22
Biological process (GO): positive regulation of ubiquitin-dependent protein catabolic process
Molecular function (GO): cullin family protein binding
Source: RefSeq, a predicted model, not a curated record
GCUCAAGCAACGACGUCGAAUCAAACUCUUUCCGGCAAAACGAACAGAACAAAGAAGUCAAACAACCGCCACUCUACACUGAAAAUCCAAAACUCGCAGAAAAUCUCUUCAAUUCCAUCAAUCGGCAAUGCAAGAUUCGCGGGAAAUACUGCUGAAGUCGUUGGAGAGCUCCGGCGUAUGUGUCCCGGACGACGUGUCGUCUGUUAAGGACAUGACGCUGGCGGCCUUGGUCUCGAUCUGCGGCCAGUCUCUCAACCUCAUCGGCCAAACGACGCCGUUUCCCACUUCCCUCCCCGACUCCUCCGUCGCCGACCAGUUCAAGCUCUGUACGGACAUUGCCUCCGGGAUCAAAAGCCUCGGUUACCUCGCCGACCUGAGCUUCCAUCAGUUCUUGUAUCCAUCUGAAGAGGGCUCGUACAAGUUGAUAAGGUUCUUGGUGGAGAGGCUUUCAGAUUCUUCUGAAGUUGGCGGAAAAGCUGGUCCAGAGGGUGUCAAUGAUGAAAGGAAAGAGAAAGAAGGUAGCUCUGGAAGCAAUUUGGAGGACCAAACAACUGGUGACAAGGAACCAGAUCUUAGUCGUGACAAAGUUCGAGUCAAGUUGGACAAACUCACAUUGAAGAGUGAAGUACCUGAAAUAAGCGUUAAUGAUGUGCGCACCUCUAGCACAGGAAGAUUCAACAAGGACAGACAAACUAAUGUAUUUAGCGGGAAUCAUUCGACUGAAAAAGUGCAAAAUCAGGAGCAACUGCUCAUGGAGGAGGUUAAAGCAAAAACUUCAGAACUUGAAGAAGAGUUGGAAUUAGUAAAAGAAGCAGCAGAUAUGGCAUUUGACGUCCAUCAUUCUAUUGAAUUUCACCUUGACAAACUUAAUGAGCUAGUAGAUGUUCGAAAGCAUCACCUUGGGGAAUUGACGUCACAGUGGGAAGCAGUCAGAAAGCCCUCGGAAGCAAAAAAGGAAAGUCUUCAGGUGUCUGUAUAUGCAAAUAACCCAUAUACUCAGGAAAAGCUCCGUGAGCUGAAAGAUUAUGAACUGGAAAGAGAAUCCAUCUUAUUUGAAAUUCGAAAAAGGGAGGAGGAGCUUUCUAAACUGUCAACGGAUCUAGAGAAGCAGCCCAAGCUGGCAUCAAGAAAGUCCUACAUUGAAAGGGUCAAGGAGAUCACAAAGAACAGUCGGAAACAAGAAGCUGACAUAGAGCAGAUUAAAGACACCAGGGAGCUUCAGUUAGAGAGUAACUCUAUUCAAGAACGUCUUCAUCGGACGUAUGCUGUUGUAGAUGAAAUGGUGUUCAGGGAAGCAAAGAAAGAUGCAGUUGGGAAGCAGGCUUAUAGGCUUCUCACUAGCAUCCACAAGUGCUUCGAACAGAUUCGUGAGAAAAUCUUGGCAACUGAUAGAAUACGACGAGAAGUAGGUGAACAUGAAAAGAAGCUAGCGGCCAUGGCCUCGCGAAGCUUAAAUGUAGACAAACUACAAGCCGAUCUUGAUGCCAUCAGGAGGGAAAAUCAGUACCUAGAGAAAUGUCUCCAGGAUCAAUAAGUGAACUCUUUGUAACUAUUAUUCAUUCUUUCGAUCAUCGAUUUACAUUAUUUUUGGUUUUGGUUCUCAGUUUUGAAUUUAUACACUGUAUAACAGAUUUAGUUCCAAGUGCCAUAUACAUAAUCUUAUGGUCUACUCUUCAGCAGCAAGGCAAUUGGACUGCGCUCGCUUAAGAAUUCUCCCCCAAAUUACUUCCUCCUUAAACAUGAUCAACGAAGAGAAUCAGUCAAAUAAUACACCCUAUGAAAAUUACAAUUUCUGAUGUGGAAGUGUAGGCUGAUGUGGAAGGCAACCCCCGUCGCGAUAUUCUUCUUGCUGGCUCUCAUGGCAUGGUUGGAUCCACCAGGAGUCAUACUUUUCAAGUGGAUUUCAAUAACUCAACCGCCAUUCCUUGGCUUUCUCCUGCAUUGGUCAGGAGCUUUGGCACUCGGGUAAGUCUGUUUUUGUCAUUUUCUUCCAGUUACAUUACUUUUGCACGUGGCUUUCUUCCAGUUGUAUGGAUGGGUUGACUGACGGAUAUGACUAUGCUAUAUCCAGCUUCGAAACCUUCCAAUAUAACUGAAAAAUAGAGAAAGUAGAAAUUUGAAUUACCCAUUCCACAAAUGAGUGAUCCACCAACUGUGAAAAAUAAAAUAAAACUAUGAGUCACCGUCCACCAACUGAAAAAAAAAAAAGAAAAAGAAAAAACAAGAUUGAUUCACACCCCACUUUCUUUUUUCUUCACCUAAAGCAACCCUUGUGUUCCCUUUGGUCAUUUAGCUUAAUUUCUUUGCAUCAGUCUGCAACUCUUCUCCUCUAAGCAGUCUUUAUCACAGCAUCUCUUGAUCAAGUUUUGAUGGACAUCAAUAACCAGAGACCUGCUCAAGGUGGAGAACCUUCAAUGGAGGCAGGUGAUUGGAGAAGCCAAGUGCAUCCAGAUUCACGACGUAGAAUUGUCCGCAAGAUAACUGAAACGUUGAAGAGGCACCUUCUCUCCGAGGGCGAGGAGGGAUUACGUGAACUCGAGAAUCUUGCUGUAAUGUUUGAGGAAAAGACAUAUGUUGCUGCGUCAAGCCAGUCCGAUUAUCUGCGGAAAAUUUCUCUCAAGAUGCUCACCAUGGAGAUCAAGUCCGGAGUGUCCCCAACACCCCCCUCCAACCUGAAACGCCAUCGCGUCCGUGCUUGACUUUCGUAGGUACCCAUUUUUCAAAAAUGGUUCCCUAGAAAAUGCAGCUAUGUAUUAAAUAAAUAAAAAACUGCAGAUUUGAGAGUUUCAGAAACUCAACGGAAGCUCAAAUGAUUACGAUGGUCAUUGAAAACCCUAAGGAGUACUUGAUGUGCAAAAUUUAAUGGUAAUUCUUCUUGUUCUGCUCAUCUAUAUAUCAACCAUGUAAAAUUGAUCAUGUCUUACAUAUGUAACUAGUUUUGCUUUUAAAUUUGUUAUCUUCGUUUUUUCUUGCA